Nerophis lumbriciformis (worm pipefish) is the source of this 5979-nucleotide messenger RNA. NCBI's taxonomy places the organism in Eukaryota, Metazoa, Chordata, Actinopteri, Syngnathiformes, Syngnathidae. The record is from RefSeq and is a predicted model, not a curated record.
AUGCCUCUGCGUUCGGCGGCGGCCGGCAAACAUGAGCCGCCCAGCCCUCCGCGGCAGGAGCAGCAGCAGCAUCAUCGCGCGCGCACCCCCCCGCGCGCUCCCUCCUCUUACGCGCACAACGGCAGCCGGGGAGCCAGCACCGACAGCAGCGGCGGCGGCAGCUCCCUGGAAGAGGACGUCGGCGGCAGCCACCGUCGCAGCGGCGUUCCCGCUCCCGUCUCGCCGCCGUCGCCACCCGCCGCCACAGCACCCAUGGAGGAGCCCACGGGCAACACGGUGGUCAUCCGUAUCGGAAUCCCGGACCUGCAACAGACGAAAUGCAUGAAAUUCAACGUGGAUGCUCCCAUCUGGCGGUCCAAGCAGAGGAUCCUGUGCACACUCAACCAGAGCCUGAAGGACGUGCUCAACUACGGCCUGUUCCAGCCGGCGUACAACGGCAAGGCCGGCAAGUUUCUGGACGAAGAGAGACAGCUGAGGGAGUACCCCUUCCCGUCCCUCGCUCCCGUUCCUUAUCUGGAGUUCCGCUACAAAAGACGCGUCUACACUCAGUCCUACCUGGAUGAGAAGCAGCUGUCCAAGCUCCACACCAAGGCCAACCUGAAGAAGUUCAUGGAGUAUGUGCAGCAGAGGAGCGUUGAAAAGCUCUCCCGCUUUCUGGAAAAAGGCUUGGACCCCAAUUUUCACGAUCCUGACACUGGAGAAUGCCCUUUGACACUAGCAGUCCAGCUGGAGGGAUGCGCGGAAGUCAUCAAGGUGCUGAAGAGCGGCGGCGCUCAUCUGGACUUCCGGACAAAAGAUGGUAUCACCUCCUUGCACAAGGCAGUGCGCAGCAAGAAUCACACAGCGCUCAUUACGCUGUUAGACUUGGGCGCAUCGCCCGACUACAAGGACAGCCGGGGGUUGACUCCCCUCUACCACAGCUCUAUGGUGGGGGGUGACCCUUACUGCUGCGAGUUGCUGCUGCACGACCACGCGCAGGUCGGGUGCGUGGACGAGAACGGCUGGCAGGAGAUACACCAGUCAUGCCGUUACGGUCACGUUCAGCACCUGGAACAUCUUCUGUUCUACGGAGCGGACAUGAGCGCCCAGAACGCUUCGGGGAACACGGCCCUUCAUGUGUGUGCUCUCUACAACCAGGACAGCUGUGCUCGGGUUCUUCUGUUUCGGGGAGCCAACAAGGAGAUUAAGAACUACAACAGCCAGACUGCCUUUCAGGUUGCUAUUAUAGCAGGGAACUUUGAUCUUGCUGAAAUCAUAAAGGUCCACAAAGCAUCAGAUGUUGUGCCUUUCCGGGAGACGCCCUCCUACACCAACCGUCGUCGGGCGACGGGCCCCACGCCGUCCCCCCGCUCGUUGCUGCGCUCGGCCAGCGACAACAACCUCAACGGCAACGACGCCGUCCACAUUCACCGGCAGACGCCCCGCGAGUCUCGCGGUCGCCAGCAGGGCCACUCGCCCGUGCCGUCACUGAGGAGUCUGCCCGCUUUCGGGCAGCUUCAGGGGGGAAGCUUCGGAGAGAGUCGACAAGGCGACUUUCCAGACAGCAGUCUCCAGAGCACGGGUAGUUCCAGGUCUUCUCAUUCCCGAUCGCCUUCCCUGCACCACUCGCACGAUGAUGACAGACCGGUACCGCGACGCUCCCACAGCCACGGCUACCCUCACGGACAUCGGGGAAGGCUCAGCCCCGGCUCGGUGCAGCGGGACCCGAGCCCGCCUCAGCACGCGCCGCCGGCGCUGAGCGGCGCCCGCGGGCCCAAGCGGAAACUCUACAGCGCCGUCCCGGGUCGCACCUUCAUUGUCGUCAAGCCCUACACGCCCCAGGGGGAGGGGGAGAUACAACUCAAUAGAGGAGAGAGGGUCAAAGACUUUGACUGUAAUGACUUAGAAGCUUUGCCGGAGGAGCAUCCUUACCAUGAGAUUGCAGCGGUGAAGGACGACCACUCGGACUCAGACGUGCUGAGCAUCGGAGAAGGAGGCUUCUGGGAAGGCAGCGUCAAAGGGAGGACGGGCUGGUUUCCUGCCGACUGUGUAGAAGAAGUUCAGAUGAGGCAGCUAGACCCUCGCCUUGAGACUAGAGAGGACCGCACCAAAAGACUGUUCAGACACUACACUGUGGGAUCCUAUGACAACUUCACGUCGUAUAGCGAUUACAUCAUCGAGGAGAAGAACGCCGUCUUGCAGAAGAAAGAAAACGAGGGCUUUGGCUUCGUCCUGCGAGGCGCGAAAGCCGAGACGCCCAUCGAAGAGUUCACGCCGACCCCGGCGUUCCCCGCCCUGCAGUAUCUGGAGUCUGUAGACGUAGAGGGUGUGGCAUGGAGGGCGGGACUUAGGACGGGAGACUUUCUCAUUGAGGUGAACGGUGUGAAUGUGGUGAAGGUGGGCCACAAGCAGGUGGUGUCUUUGAUACGACAAGGAGGUAACCGGCUGCUGAUGAAGGUGGUGUCCGUCACGCGGAAACCAGAGUCGGAGGAAAUAGUACGCAAGAAAGCGCCGCCGCCCCCCAAAAGAGCCCCCAGCACUACGCUCACGCUUCGCUCCAAGUCCAUGACGGCAGAGCUGGAAGAACUGGCUUCUGCUCGGAGGAGAAGAGGAGAGAGGCUUGACGAAAUGCUGGCGUCGCAGGAGUCCAUGUUGCGUUCUCAACCCCCGGAAGCGGAUUACCGAGCAGCCACCGUUAAACAACGGCCCACUAGCAGGAGGAUAACACCGGCGGAGAUCAGCUCACUGUUUGAGCGACAAGGAAUGACUCUACAUGGAGCUUUUCACCCAGCUAUGGAGAGAGGUCAUAUUGCGGUACCUAAAGGAAUGUCCAGGACCAAGUCAUUUGGUGCCACUGAGGAGGAUCGACUUUCGGCCCUGGAAGGUGAGCACCGCUUCCCCCGCAGUUCCUCCAUGACUGACAGCCUCCGAGACCACCCGCAGCCUCAUCCCAUCCCGCCUCCUCCGCAAACAGCGCCUCCUCCGCCUCCCUAUUACCUGGACACCGGACCUCCCCCGGCUUUCUGCCCGCCGCCGCCUCCGUCCAGGACCCAGAGUCAGGGCCACGAACCCGGGGGACGCUCCAGCUUUAAGCCCUCCUCCCUGGACCUGCCCUACGAGGCGGCUCAUCGGCAGGCCGCCCAGAUUGAGAGACAGAAGAAAGCCCGCUCCAUGAUCAUCCUCCAGGACUCCUCGCAUUUACCCGUGGAACCUACGGAAAUACCCCGCCCGUCUGCUGCCACUCCACCCGAACGGAUAAAACGGAAAGGGCGGAUUAUUGACAACCCCUAUGCCAAUGUGGGACAAUUCAGCAUUGGACUGUACACACCUACCAAACCUCAGAGAAAGAAGAGCCCAUUGGUAAAGCAAUUACAGGUGGAGGACGCACAAGAAAAAGCCAACUUGGUUUUAGCAGCCGCCCACUCCCGGGAGAGCUCGCCUUCAGGACGACCCCCGCACGGCCACACGCGCACCAGUCGUGCAGACUACUACCAGCAGCAACUGCUGGCCGAGCGGGAGCGUUUGCGAGCCCAGAGCGAGGCCAUGUUUCAGGGUAAGGGCCCCUUUGCCGCUGCCAUCGCCGGAGCGGUGAAAGAUCGCGAGCGUCGCCUGGAGGAGCGGCGGAGAUCCACCGUCUUCCUUUCCGUCGGCACGAUGGAGGGGGCGUCUUCCGUCGCAAUGGAGGUCCCUUCUCUGACUCAGUCUCACUCCGUCGACGAGAGGAUACUCACCAGGGAGCUUGGCCAGCUGCCACCUCCUGCCUUGGCCUUGAGCCCCUCACCGAGCGGGACCACCUUUAUCCAUCCGCUGACGGGAAAGCCCCUGGACCCCAACUCCCCUCUGGCCCUUGCGCUGGCCGCAAGGGAGAGGGCGCUGACUUCCCAGAGCCAAUCCCCAAAUAGCAGCCCAGAGCCACGGACUAAACAGGAGCGGGUAGGCCCGGGCGUAAUAUUCCUUGACACUCAGACCAAAGAGUCUCCGCACGGAGAAGGGCCACCCAUAUCUCCACCUUUUACACCUCAAAGCGCCAAGGGGUCCGGCCUCGGAUCCUCCCCGGCACCCGUGUUAGUCCCUCAGCCCACCAAACCGCCUUGGUCACCGUCUAGUAUAACCUUCCAUCAGGAAAUGGAGGCCAGGAUCGAGGAGAGGAAGGAGGAGAAGAUGCUAGAAGAUAAGAAGAGCAUGUUAAUCAGUAUCAUGGACACAUCGCAGCAGAAAACGGCAGGGUUGAUCAUGGUCCACGCGACCAGUAACGGCCAGGCUGGCGGUGAGGGUGCGGAGCAGGAGCAGGCGACGUCCAAAGAGCCCAGCAAGUCUCUCAGUCCGCGGACUAAGUCCCCCAGUCCCACAGUCUCGGUGCCCCAGCCUCAGAGUCAGCGCGCUACCAGUCCGGCUCUAGAGAAGCCUCUGGUUCAAGGAAGCUCGGAAGAGGACGCGGAUCCGUACACGGUGACGCUCCCCCCCGCCAUGUUGUCCUCCAGCGACGAGGAAACACGCGAGGAGCUGCGUAAGAUCGGCUUCGUUCCACCGCCCGUUGAGUUCGCUAACGGGCUGCUGGCGCAGGUGCAAGCGAAGGGUAUUUUGCCGUCCCCGACCAAAACUCCCGCCCCUUCGCCCACCACCCCGCCCACACCGACACCCCAAACCCCCUCGACCCCGAUUACCCCGAGCGUGACCCCCACUCAGCCCCGGCCUCCGCAGCUCCCGCCUCUACCCAACGCUCCGCCUAGCGCAGCAGCCGUCUCAGGGAAACCCUCGGACCCCCCGCCGUUGGGCGAGUCCGGUUCUGCGGCCGAUUCGGGCGUGGAGGAAGCCGACACGCGCAGCUCCAGCGAGCGGGAGAGAGACCACCACCUCGAGACCACCAGCACUGUCUCCACGGUUUCCAGCAUGUCCACGCUGUCCUCAGAAAGCGGCGAACCGGCCGACACGCACACCACACACACUUCCUAUGCCGACGGGCAGACUUUUGUGCUCGACAAGCCGCCAGUGCCUCCCAAGCCCCGACUCAAGUCCCACUUAGGAGGCAGUAAAGGCCCCGUCACCUUCAGGGACCCUCUGCUCAAGCAGAGUUCUGACAGCGAGCUGCUAUCUCAGCAACAGGCCGCGGCACUCGCCGCGGCGGUGGCCGGAGGAGCCGGCCUGCCCCCCGGCGGCUCGGCCUCCGUGACCGGCCUGGCGCCCGCCAAGCCGCGCUACCUCUUUCAGCGGCGCUCCAAGCUAUGGGGGGACCCGGUGGAGCCCCGCGGGCCGGGAGUGGGGCUCGGCAUCGGAAGUUUGGGCAAUCUGGGCGGGCUGGGACUAGGGCUGGGUGCCGACGAGGGGGCCAAACCCUCUGUGAUGGGGGAGCUCAGUUCACGACUACAGCAGCUAAACAAAGACACACGGUCGUUGGGGGAGGAGCCGCUGGGAGCUUCUCUCGACCCUGGGAGGAAGUCUCCCGUAGCAGGUGCCAGACUUUUCAGCAGCCUAGGUGAACUCCACACCAUUUCCCAGAGAAGCUACGGCACCACGUACACCAUUCGCCCCGGCAGCCGCUACCCCGCCACGCGCCGCACCCCCAGCCCGGGCUCCCCCGACCGGGGCGAGCGCUUCUCGGGCUACUCGCCCAGCGCGCCGCUUCAGACCAUCCUUAAAUCGUCCAGCCUCAGCCUCCCGCAGGAACCCAAGGAGGUACGCUUCGUCAUGCGCAGCUCCAGCGCCCGCUCUCGUUCCCGUUCGCCGUCCCCCUCGCCCACGCGCUCGCCCGCUAUGGGCUCGCCGCUGCUGGCGCUCAGACCCUUCCACCAGAAGCCCCUGCACCUGUGGAACAAGUACGACGUGGGCGACUGGCUGGAGAGCAUCAACCUGGGCGAGCACCGCGCUGGCUUCCAGGAGCACGAGAUCGAGGGCUCGCACCUGCCGGCGUUGACCAAGGACGACUUCGCCGAGCUGGGCGUGACGCGGGUGGGCCACCGCAUGAACAUCGAGCGGGCGCUCAAGCAGUUGCUGGAGAGCUGA